UUUUAUUCAGAGUGCUGGUCCGGAAUAGACAUAACCGACUCAUUUUUGAUUUUAUAUACAUAUUUGUUAAAAUUCUCAAUGUCUGACUAAAAACCGGAAAGAUUCUUGAACGAAACUCAAAAAACAGAUCUCGAUUCAAAAUUGAAAGUUCGCUUGAUUUGUUCGCACUAUCGCAGAAUAUUGUGACUGAAUCGCGAUGGCCAAGGACCAGGAAGGAGCAGAAGAGGCCUAUAUCCCCGUAUCCGCCACGGAGUCCUCGAAGGACCAAAAGCGGGAUCAGCGUGCCCGACUGAUCAAGGCCUUGAGCCGGUUUAAGCCGCGGGAUGCCAAUCCGUUGCAGUUCUACAACUGCGUCCGCGAACUGUGCAUCAUGCACAACUGCAGCAUCGACGAGGGUUUGGAGCGGGCGGCUUUAACCUGGCCGGGAUUAAGUAUGCGCCAGCGGGAGCUCUACGAUUCGCAACGUCACGCGGAGCUGCCAAUUCCAGUGCCGCGGCACCUGAUCUACCGCGCCUUCCAGAAGGAGAGCAAGGGCCUGUGGUCGCUGGGCCGCUCCUCGGUGGGUGGCAAGCGGUCCACCCGCUACACCCUGGAGUCCUACAAGCCGCCCCCGAAACCGUCGCGCAUUGGUAGUGCCCUGAUCGAAAAGCGGCCCAAGUACGACAAUCUGCUGGACUUGCCACCCAAAGCAGCUGCAAUGCGAGUACCGCCGGCACCCAAUCGCAAAUUUUCCAGAGUAUCGCCAUCGUCCGGUCGCCGAAUUCGCAGUCUAACUCCCUCGCCGGCCGUCAGGCGUGUCCGGUCCAUCAGACAGAUCCUCUCGAUGGUCAGUGUGCAAAUGAAGAAAUCCGGACGUCGGCGUCAGGGGAAAAAUCACCAUCGGGUGAAGAAAGUUGGCACUGCGGAACAGGCCAAAAUAGUACCGGAAAAACCCACAACCGGAGUAGUUUCCAAGUUGCAGAGAAAGAAGACGACAACGGCGAUUAAACGAAAGUGUCCAUCUGGUGGCGGUUCAAAGGCCAAGCGAUCUGCCAAGGAGGAGGAUCUGAAGACGGCCCACAACUGGGAUCUGGCCAUCGGCUGUGUCCGCCGGCGACUCAUGAUGCACCAGCCUCUGAAGACCAAAUCAUAACCUACUUCUUGAUGCGCACAGUGUAUUUUUACCCAGAAAGCCUUGCACACAGAUAAAACAUAAACACAGAUUGCACAGUUCAAUACGAUGGGUUGUAGGUGUCAAAUUGAAAGUAACAAAUUAAUGUAGAUCCACACAUCAUGUUAGUUAGGGUUUUAAGGUCCAACGUUCGAGGUUAAACAAAAUCGCCUUUUUCGGUAUUCAGUAAAUUGAAAGUAAGAAAUUAGUGUGCAUAAUUUAUGUUAAGAUUGCGAACAAAAAGUUGUAAGUUCAAUGUAAAAAAAUCAAGUAUACGAAAUAUGUAAUUAAAAAACAUACAAAAUUAAAGUAAUUGUUAAAUUCUUCAUUUAAUAA
Molecule: messenger RNA, 1486 nt
Organism: Drosophila rhopaloa
Lineage: Eukaryota; Metazoa; Arthropoda; Insecta; Diptera; Drosophilidae
Exons: 2
Coding region: 197-1132 (311 amino acids)
Source: RefSeq, a predicted model, not a curated record